This is a messenger RNA of Papaver somniferum (opium poppy), 1812 nucleotides long. RefSeq lists its product as uncharacterized. NCBI's taxonomy places the organism in Eukaryota, Viridiplantae, Streptophyta, Magnoliopsida, Ranunculales, Papaveraceae. Bases 1 to 1812 code for a protein of 603 amino acids. The record is from RefSeq and is a predicted model, not a curated record. The transcript is spliced from 3 exons.
AUGAGGGACAAAACCAAUCAAAAAGAGGAGAAAAUCAAGUUGGCAACAUGUAAUUUAGAUGGUAAAGAUUUACAAUGGUAUAGGUGGUUGAAGAGAACUAAACUUGUAGUUACUUGGGGAGAAUUUGAGAAAGCCAUUAUUAGUCGUUUCGGUAUUACUUCAUAUGAAGAUGCAGGAGCAAAACUCGCUAAAAUUAAGCAGUCAGGUUCAUAUGUAGAAUAUUGUGAAGAAUUUGAACGAUUAUCAAAUUUGGUGGAUAAUUUACCUGAAGAAUUUUUAGUGAGCUGUUUUCUAAGUGGAUUAAAAGACGAGGUAAGACUAGAAACUCAAUCCCACACUCCUAUUAAUUUACAUGAUGCAAUGGCAAUUGGAAGGUUACAAGAUAAGAAGGUAACAUUGCGAAAAAAAUCAUACAGAAUAGCACCAAAGACACCUAGUGUUGUUAAUACUAGUAGACCUUUUAAUUCUAGAGCACCUAUAUCAUCUUCAAAACCGAUGACAGAAACUCCAGUUGUUAGAAGAUUAACUCAGGCUGAAGCUGAAGAAAGAAGAAAGCAACAACUAUGUUAUAACUGUGAUGAAAAGUGGCACCGAGGUCAUCGCUGUAAAACUCAGACAUUGUUCUUAAUUGAUAAAUAUGACAAUCAGGAUGAAGAUGAAGGUACAGAUGAAGUUGCUAUAGAAGAAGAAUCUGAAAAAGAAGUCGUCGAGAUUUAUAUGCAUGCACUCGAUGGAUCAUUAGCUCCACAAACCAUGCGGGUACAAGGAGAAAUUAAGAAGGCUAAAGUUACCAUACUUAUCGAUUCUAGAAGUACCCAUAAUUUUGUUGAUUCUGUGAUACCUAAAAGAAUGGGAAUUAAGAUAAUUAAAGAUGAGACUUUUGAGGUGUUGGUAGCUAAUGGUGCUAGAAUGACUUGUGAAGGAAGAUGUUUGGAUCUGGAUUAUAAGUUAAAUAAAUAUGGGUUCAAAAGAACUUUUUAUGUAUUAUCACUUGGGGGAUGCGAUGUGGUUCUGGGAGUCCAAUGGUUAGAAACGUUGGGUCCCAUAACUUGGGAUUUCAAACAUUUAACCAUGGAUUUUAAGAGAGAUGGUGAACGUAUUCGACUAGAAAGAGAUAAGAAAAAUAAAGUAAAGUUAGCCAACAUCAAUAACAUCCAGAAACUCUUAAAUAAGGAAUCAACUGGGUUCUUUUGCAAAAUCAACCAAUGUUCAGAAGCACAAAUUAGUCAAGAAACACCAGGGGAGAUACAAGAAUUAAUUGAAGAGUUUGGUGAGGUGUUCUCGGUACCCACGAUGCUGCCACCUAUGAGAAUCCAUGAUCACCGCAUAACGUUACAACUUGGGAGUGCUCCAAUCAAUUUACGACCUCACAGAGCUUUAAACCAUGCUACUGUCAAGGAUAAGUUUCCUAUUCCAGUCAUUGAUGAGUUAUUAGAUGAACUACAUGGAGCUUUAUUAUUUUCGAAGCUAGAUUUAAGAUCGGGUUAUCAUCAAAUUAGGAUGUAUGAACAAGAUAUCUACAAAACAGCUUUUCGAACCCAUGAUGGAGACUAUGAAUUCCUAGUGAUGUCGUUUGGAUUAACUAAUGCUCCAUCUACAUUUCAACAUCUUAUGAAUGAUGUGUUCAGAAAUCAAUUAAGAAAAUUUGUCUUGGUUUUCUUUGAUGAUAUUCUGAUCUAUAGUCCUACUUCAAGGUGGAAGGCACUACUACUAGCUGAGUUUCAUGACUCUCCAAUCGCUGGUCAUGCCGGAUAUUUGAAGACAGUAAAACGUUUAUCUAAGUUGUUCUACUGGUCUAGAUUGCAUAAAUAG